Messenger RNA from Quercus lobata, 3932 nucleotides. RefSeq names its product Tetratricopeptide repeat (TPR)-like superfamily protein. Bases 156 to 1925 code for a protein of 589 amino acids. Lineage: Eukaryota; Viridiplantae; Streptophyta; Magnoliopsida; Fagales; Fagaceae. The record is from RefSeq and is a predicted model, not a curated record. Gene Ontology annotation, molecular function: protein binding. The transcript is spliced from 6 exons.
AAAUCUGGGAAACACAAAAAUGAAGAUGUAAAGAAUCUCGCAGGGUGUAUCACCUCGCGACACAGCCGUGAAGCCUGGAUUGACUAACCAAAGAAGCAGCAGCAGCCAGCACCUACCACCAAAUCACACCCUAAUAGUCAGACAGCGCACAACAAAUGGCUCUACUAAUUGGGUGUGGAGAAUCGUCGUCUUCGGCGUCCCACAUUGUUGUUCUACGAUACUUGAAUCGAGCCCUAGACUCCAUCAAGCACGACAUUUCUCACCUCUUCGCCAAUCUUUUCUGCUUCAACACCAACUUCGAUUCAAACGCCAAGAGUUGUGGGAAUGAGGAUAUAAUGCCUUCGUCUUUUGAGGAUCUGUUGGCAACCAUUGGCGAGCGUUGCGAAUUGAGAGCUCGAGACUGGUUUUCGAAGAAGAAAGAUGAUAAAGGGGAUCCAUAUGCUGUUUUCAAUGUGUUGGAUACAAUGCUAAAGGACAGUUUGGAACGUUUGAAAUUGAUGAGGGAAAGCAUAGCUCUGGCAGAGAUUGGCGUUCAAGGGUGCACUUUGGAAGUAAAUUAUGCUGAACAUGCACAAAUAAUUAGGAAUUUGUGUUUGGAGGGUAAGGUGGGUGUGGCUCUAUGGCUUCGAAGAAAAAUGAUACAUAAAGGUGUUGUUCCUGAUGUAUUUACACACAAUUAUCUUGUAAAUGGACUGUGUAAAACUGGUGACUUGGAGAAGACAGAUUGGCUUAUUAGGGAGAUGGUAGAAAUGGGUCCCACUCCCAAUUGUGCCACAUUCAACACUUUCAUCAAGGGUUAUUGCCUCAUGAAUAAUGUAGAUAGAGCUCUCUAUCUUUUCUCUACUAUGGCUAAUUGUGGUAUCAUGCCAAAUAGAGUUACGUGUAACAUACUUGUACAUGCAUUGUGCAAGAGAGGUCUUUUGGAGGAGGCUGGGAAGCUUCUUGGAGAGAUAUUAGAGGAAGAUAAUGACAACAGAACAUCAGAUUUAAUUACCUCAACCAUACUUAUGGAUGGUUACUUUAAGAGUGGAGAUAUGGCUCAGGCUCUUAGUCUUUGGGAUGAGAUGGUCCAAAAUAAUACCCGAAUCGAUGUUGUUGCAUAUAAUGUCCUUAUCCAUGGAUUUUGUUUGAGUCGGCACAUGAACCUUGCAUAUAGGUAUUUCUGUGAUAUGCUUAAAAGAGGUGUACUUCCUGAUGUUUUUACUUAUAAUACUCUUAUAUCUGCUCUUUGCAAAGUUCAAGAAUUUGAUGAGGCUUCUUAUAUCUAUGGUGUUAUGUCGAGCUUGGGAGUUAAUCCUAAUCCCAUUUCAUACAAAAUUAUUAUUCAAGGCUUAUGUGUUUAUGGAAAUGCCAUCAGAGCUCAUGAGUAUCUUCUUUUUAUGCUAGAACAUUCAAUAGUGCCCGAGCCUCACAUAUGGAACCUAAUAAUUGAUUGUUAUGGAAGAUGUGGAGAUCUUGGUAGUGCAUUCUCCAUCAGAGAUAAAAUGUUGGCUUUUGGUGUUCAGCCAAAUGUGUUUACCUAUAAUGCACUGAUUCAUGCACAAGUAAAAGGAGGGAACAUUGCUGAUGCUUAUUCUCUUAAGAAGGAGAUGCUUCUGUCUGGCCUUUAUCCUGAUGUUGUUACUUAUAAUUUAUUGAUAGGCGCAGCUUGUAACGUAGGGCACAUCCGUCUAGCACUUCAAUUAAAUGAUGAAAUGCUGAGAAGGGGAUAUGAUCCUGAUAUAAUAACUUACACUGAACUCAUUAGAGGUCACUGUAUUAGAGGCAACAUGAAGGAAGCUUUAGAGCUUUUUGCGAAGAUACAAAGAUCUGGUUUACCAAUUGAUCAUGUUCCAUUUCAGAUACUUAUUAAGAAGUACUGCAGACUGAGGGAGCCUGACAUGGCAUUUGACCUCUAUCAGAAGUGGUUAACUAGGGACAAAUGAGAUUGUCAUCUUUAAUGGACUUUAUUUAUGCAAAGGCAUGGUGGAGUUGAUCCUGGAAAAUAAGGGCCAACUUUAGCUUACAAGUCAGAGCUUCUGCCUUGGAGAAUUCUAUAUGAUGGUGGCCAUUUUUUGCUUGUGGUGAAUGUGCAACUCCCAUCUACUCUUCAAAAAUGUAUGUGUCUUUCUGAAUGUUCCAUGCAUUCUUUUUGGAUUGAUCAUUAUCAUCAUCAUUAUUUGAAUUAGAUGGGAAAUGCAAUGCAAGGGCCACUCAUACACAGAUGUUAUUGGGAUCACUGUAGUGCAUCUUGCCUACACACUGUACUGGUGAAGUAAUUGUCAUAUUCGAGAGCGCAAAGGUUUGCUGGAUGAGAUAACUGUAAAUCACAGGUUCAGGUGGUCAGCAGCAUCAUAAUCAGGACAUAUAAGUAGAAAUAAAGGAAACAACACCACGCAUGUGACAAAAUUUCAUACAGAGAAAUCCGUACACACAACUGGAAGACACCACUUUAAUUCUUCAUCCUUUCAUCACAAGUAGGAGAAUAUGGUCUCUAUACUGUAGCAUGGUGAAGUAGUUAUAGGUUCUAAAACUGGUAACAAAUUCCUCUUAGACUCUGUUCUCUCACUGAAUUGUUUAUUUAGAAAUCUAAGGGCUGUGAUAGUUUACUUUAUGGAUUAAAAAAAAAAGGAUAUGCUAGACUUCAGAUAUACAAGAAAAGUGAAUCAUUUUGAGGAAAUAUUGAUAAGAUUUUUUUUUUUUUUUUUUUUUGACAACAUUGAACAUAAAGGCUGAAAAGGGGAAAAUGCUUCUUUUCCCCUUACAUGUGCAUGCAUGCAUGUUUUUUUUUUUUUUUUUUUUAUGUUACAUGUGCACCCUAGUGUGCCAAGAACUUUGUAGCUCAAUGGCAUUGCCUGGUUUCCUUUAUGAGGAGAACUAGGACUCAAGUCCUCCCUCUCAAUUGUAACAUUUGAAUUAACAAAAAAACAACAACAAAAAAGUUACACAUGCACCCGGUGAGUGUUGAAUCCAAGAUUUGUCCUUUCAACCCAUUCUUCUUUUUCCAUUAGAUGUAAGCUCUAUAGACUACUUAUGAACAUUACUGUUUCUUGGGAUGCCACUGACAGUUAUGUCCUGCAACAGUGCAACCUAUCAUCAAUUGCACAAAUUUUAGCCUCCUGUGAUCUUAGGACACCCUCCCAUGCUCACCCUUCUUAGAUUUAGUUGUUAUUCAAUUUCUUCAUAUGCAGUAAAAUGAAAGGAAAAAGGGAAAAAAUAAAAAUCAUUACAUGGAUGCUCUAAGAUGGCAAAAUAUUCAAAGAUUUACCAUUGGCACUGUUAAUAUAAUUGAAGGAGGCUGCAGCCCAUGGAUUUUGAGUGUUAUUGUUGACAAGUAGUUAUAAACUUAUAAUUGGUCACUGUUUCACCUCUUCCAAAAGUUCAAGAAGUUUUCUGCUAAUAAACUGGAAACUUGCCUGGAUUACAAAUCCAUCAAUUUGAAGCAUUUGAUUGACUCUUGAUUGUAAGUAAAUUAACUGUGAGACACAAGCACUGCUUAAUGUUUUAAAAGGAUAUCAAUGGCAGAUUUUUAACUGCAAGGAUAAAAUGGUGACUGGGGAUGUUACAUCAGGGUUGGUUCAAAGUAAUCAAAACAACAUCAUCCUUGCCCUUUUCCUCUACCAAUUAAUGUUGAUUCAUUGCUAGGAGUCGUUCUUCAUAUUUUUGCAUAAAGUCAUCCAACAUUAGUGUUCAUGAGAAAAGUUGAGAGAUUAGAGGGAGAUCGAAAAAAAAAAACUUUGGUCCACAGUGGAGAGAGCACGAAUGAUGUUAAACGAUGGUAAAUGCAAUGAGCUACAAAAACCCAAGUGUUAAGGAUCUACUCUCUUUAUUUUCUUUUCUUGUCAAUUAAGUCAUGUAGUGGGAUUAGAACCCGAGUGUUCACUUUCCAGCUCAUAUUUAGUGCUUCUCUGAUGUAACUAAAAUAAACUUUGAUGUAGCAUAAAAAAUAAAAA